AUGAAAAUCCUGAUUUUUGGAUCCAGUGGCGACCUGGCCAUGAGAAAGCUCUUUCCUGCACUCUCCAGGAUAGAUUUGGACAGCGUUGAGAUCAUAGGCUAUGCAAGGACGAAGUACGACACUGAGUUCUCCGAUGUUCUGCAGGAGGUUGGAAACUACACCCCCGAGUUCAUUUCGAAGGUCACAUACAUCCGGGGCACAUACAGCAACCUUUCAAAGCUCAGGGGCAUUGUCGACUCAGAGACAAUCGUAUACUUUUCUGUGCCUCCGUCUGUGUACACGGUUCUUCUUGCAGAGAUAUCGAAGCUAGAGUACAAGAUGGUUGCUGUGGAGAAGCCAUAUGGAGAAGACAUCCGAUGCUUCCAGAUGAUGAAGGAAUUUGACCUUAGCAGGACUGUGUUUAUUGACCACUAUCUACUCAAGCCAAUGGUGGUGGCAGCUCCGAGGAUCAUUUGUGAAUAUGGUAUUCGAAAGGUCUUGGACAACAAACAUGUGAAAAGCGUCGAGAUAGUGUCGAAGGAGGCGAUUGGAGGAGAAGGACGGCACUACUUCGACAAGAACGGGAUCAUAAAGGAUAUAAUGCUGAAUCACAUGGCAGAGCUUCUUGCAAUAGUUGCUUCAGAUAAUGAAUGCACUCAGAGCGGAGCAUCAAGAGCAACGGAGAUGUCUGCAAGGAUGGAUGUGUUUGCAGCGUGCACAAUCAAUACCGAAAAGUGUGUUUAUGGGCAAUAUGAAGAUUACAACAAAGAACUACACAACGAAUCAACAACCGAGACAUUCUGCAUGCUGCCUAUAUACAUCAACAAGCCAAGAUGGUCUGGCGUUCCGUUCAUCAUGAUUGCAGGAAAGGGAAUGAAUGAGAAGAGAACAGAGGUUUCCUUUGAGUUCAAGAAAGAUGCAUACCAGAAAUGCAUGGGGCUUGCCUCUUCAUUUGAGCAGUCUACAUACAAAACAAUCCAUGUCAAUCAAAUAUCGCAGAUCAAGUUAGUUUUCAAUGUGUAUCCUAGAUGCGAGGUGUUCCUCAGAGUUGAUGUUGGAGAAAAUGUGUAUGAGUAUGUUAUUUGCAACAAAAAGUCGGUUGAGGAGAUUAUGCAACAGAACUACGGCGCAUACAACGAUCACGAAAUAGUUUUUGACUGUCUAGUAAGAAGCAGGGAGUUUAGCAACGUCAGUUCAAAUGAAGCAGAGCUUCUGUGGAAACUUUUUGAUUCUGUGCUUUCAAUGCCCAAAGGAUCGAUGCUGUUUUACUACUCGAAGGGAAUUGACAUUCCUAUAGAAGCUGAGGAGAUGAUCAAGAAGAUUAAAAGGGAAUAA
This is a messenger RNA of Ordospora pajunii, 1314 nucleotides long. RefSeq names its product glucose-6-phosphate dehydrogenase. The record is from RefSeq and is a predicted model, not a curated record. Gene Ontology annotation, biological process: glucose metabolic process; pentose-phosphate shunt, oxidative branch. Lineage: Eukaryota; Fungi; Microsporidia; Ordosporidae. The transcript has a single exon. Gene Ontology annotation, molecular function: glucose-6-phosphate dehydrogenase activity; NADP binding. Bases 1 to 1314 code for a protein of 437 amino acids.